AUGAUAUCAACAACCGACAAAGAAGAGAUACUUAGUCCAACUGAUGUUGAAAUUAAAGUUCAUAGUGUUGGGUUGAAUUUUCGUGAUAUAUUAAAAGGUCGAGGACUUUUUCCCCAUAUGGAAGAAUUUGGUAUUGAAUAUCAUCAACAACAUGCAAAUGCUCGAAAUGAAAUAGUUGGUUCAGAAUUUAGUGGCACAAUAAUAAGAAAAGGAUUACAGGUAAAAGCGUUGAAUGUAAAUGACACUGUUAUUGGUGCGACUAUUCAUCAUGGUGCAUUUAAAUCGCAUGUAAUUGUUGAUCAAUGUCUUGUUGUUCCUAUUAAAAAAUUAAUUUCUGAAACUACAAUGAAAAAGCUUCAAUACCAAUUGCAUAUACAACAUGGUGUGGAUAUUGCUACUGUUCAGUAUUGUCAAAAAAUUGGAGCGGAGAUCAUCGUGACAGCUGGAACAGAAGAAAAACGAGAGUACUUACGCGAACAAUAUGGUUUAAAACACAUAUUUAGUCGUGAUUUAUCUUUCGUAUAUAAUAUUCGUCAAUUAUUUCCAGAUGGUGUGAAUGUUAUUCUUAAUUCAUUGUCAGGUAUAUUUUUACAAGAAUCUAUUAAAUUAUUAUCUAACAUUGGACACUUUAUUGAACUUGGUAAACGUGAUAUUUAUUCUCAAACAAACGUAUCCUUGUUUCAGUUGAGAAAUGAUUGUACUUUUUAUGUUACUGAUUUAACUGCUGUUAUCGAACAUCACCCAAAAUACAUUCAAACUCUGUUGAGAGAAAUUUUACAAUAUGAAGAACAAAAUCCUAUAAACUCUUUUCAACCAGUACAUAUCUAUGAACCCUCACAAGUUAUCGAUGCAUUUAGAAUGUUCGAGCAAGCAAAUCAUAUAGGAAAAUUAGUUUUAAGAAUAACUGGUUCAAGUGAAGCAUUACAGGUUGAAGAAGAAGAAAUUCAACAAAUAAAAAGUAUUUAUGCUAGAAUUUACUUAUUAUCUUGUACUAUAAUGCAAUUAAUUAUGUAUCUGAUGAGCCAGGACUAG
This is a messenger RNA of Didymodactylos carnosus, 1032 nucleotides long. Lineage: Eukaryota; Metazoa; Rotifera; Eurotatoria; Philodinida; Philodinidae. The record is from the annotation of a GenBank genome assembly.